Aplysia californica (California sea hare) is the source of this 2627-nucleotide messenger RNA. RefSeq lists its product as uncharacterized. The record is from RefSeq and is a predicted model, not a curated record. Lineage: Eukaryota; Metazoa; Mollusca; Gastropoda; Aplysiida; Aplysiidae.
UGAAGAUGUAAACAUAAGGUCUCCCUUGAUUUCGCUUCUUUAUUCCUAACUAUAAUAUCUGGAGCGGAAGUGACCAUAGGCUGACUGGCCAGCAAAAAUCUGUUUGCAACUGAAAGCCCACAAAAGGUAGGAGGAAGGGAAGGCGCUACAAGGAACUAAUGAUCUCGCCGGAGCCACCUAGGUUUCCGAAACAUCAGGAUUGCUCAAAGCACAAUACUUUAGACAUCUAACGAGGCCCAGACGUGCACGUCCCAACGGUUUACAGCAAAGCGGUCAACCAUCAUGCAUGCCUCCCGCAGCAGCUCCAACCGCUCUCACAGAUUUCUGACCUCCCGCUGGGGCGGCGUCCGUUUCCCUAGCUCGGAGUCCACUGUCAGUAGUGACCGGCCUUCCUGCAUCUACCCCAAAGUCAGGUCAAGAUCCACUUCGAACAGACAAUGGUCAUUUUCUCCUAGUACCGUGCGCGUGCGCCCCAGAACUGCAAUCGGUCAGCUGGAGAAUAUUAACCGUGUGGCACAGAUGCCUGGAGAAAUGCCAGUUCCCACAUGGAAGGCUCAGGAAGGGCCAGCUCUCUCCACGGGUGAUAGGGCAAAAGGUUUUUUCGAAGACGGCGCUAGAUCUCCCCCUCGCAAGGUCGAGGAUUGGAAACGCUCUCUGGAGUAUGACGUCAGCCCAACAAGUCAACAAAAGGUUCGCAUCACCAAGUCUGAGUGUCCCCCAGUACCCACGAGCGGGAACAGCCCUGCUUUUGAUGGUGAUGGUUGCACAGCGAUGGGCGAACAAAUUAGGCACCACAACGUCCCACAGGCAGAGUGUUGCGCGUCAGAAGCGGGAGAAGGUGUGGGAAAACUUCCACAAAGCCUGACAAAUAACGUUGACAUACCCCGUGUGACCCCCGAGACGCGCCCUGGCUUGGCCUGCCAGCAGCACGCCCCUUCCCACAUCCCAAUUACUCCUGCCAACACUCUGGUCAGUCCUCAGUUUAGUGUCUUGUCCAUGGCCACCUUACUGUUGCAAACUCCGCCACUGUUGUUGCCGAAGAGACGUGUCCUGUCUGACGUCACUGGUGUUCAGUCAUGCCUCUUGGACCAAGAAUCCACUCGUAAACAUCAUGCACCCAUCAGGCACGCUAGGAGCUGCUCACACUACAGAAAGCAGUCGCCUCCAGCUAGUGGGUACGAGGUGGAGGCAAAAUUGCACAACUGCGAGCUGCACACUGGACUUGGUCAAGCCCCGCAAAUAUUUACAGACUCGGGACAUCUGAACCGCUCACCUUGCAUUGCUGUCACCAGCUCAGAUCCAGGUUUUAACAAUAUCAUCAGGAGGCCAGAGAAUAAUACUGCGGGGGCGGUGACCUCACCCGAUCCAAGUAGGAAGAAAAAGUGUCCAAGAGCUGAUCAUAAAAUCCACAAGUCAAUUCAUCCGGAAAGCCCACGGCAGCAGUCGGGCACCUCGAAGCACAGGAAGGGGAGAGGGUCUAGUCACAAGUCCGCGUCUGUGAGACUCGCUAAAGCUGCCCAAAAGACGGGGGCCAGUGGAUGUGUAAAGUCGCCCGCCAAAGUGAGGGUCAAGAAACGUCGUUCUCACUGGAGCGCCAGGCCUGCAAGAGGGACAGACUCCGGAGCCACACUGUCUCCUGAAGAAUUUUACAACCCUUUGAUGUCUACCCGUCAGCAUCAGAAUUCCCCAUGGUCGUUGUCUCCAAUUCAGUGCAACGAUCUUCCGAAACAACAACAGCAGCAGCAAAGACAACAACAAUCUGAACAUCAACUUUCUCUGCUCCAACAACAACAGAAGCAGUUCCAGGACCUACUCCAGCAGCAGCAACUGUGCCAAAAGAAGUACCAGGAGCAGCAGUUGCUGCAGCAGCAGCACUUCGUCAAGCAGUUGUUGGAGCGCCUCGGACAGAUGACUCUCCCGACUCAGGCAGCUUUGAGCCACGACGCACAGACACAAAGGGAAGCUGAACGGGGAGAGUUUAACUGCGACAAGGGAGCCGAAAAGAACAAAGAACAAAGUAGCAACAAGCUACGCAGCAUUGGCCUCGGGUGCAAUGUCCACAACGACAAAAUGGGCAACGAUGUCUACAGAAGUACUAAGAAAAGCAAUAUUGACCAAAGAAAGAUUGUCAACACCAAUGUCGACUCUAGAAAUAGUGUAAACAGCAUUGGUAGCCCAGAAAAUACCGAUCAAGACAACAGGGUCCCUAGCAACAAUGCCCACCGAAAGAAUGUUCGCAUCAUUACUGAUCAUUCAUACGGGGGCCGCUCCAUCACUAACCAUCACUACAACGGCCAAGGCUACGGCAAAAGAAGAGAAAACAGUCCUGAACCCGCUUCCAUAAACAUCUACCGGCAGUUUUCCCCGGAGAUGGUAGACAGGAGACGCGAGGUCUGCUGUAAUCCCUCAAGGGUCAGCGAACCCGACGUUGAGCAGUCCAGCUCGAUACGUGAGUGUCUGUCGCCAGCGAGCUGCCAACCUUUGAACGUGCACACACUGCAAGCGUUGAUGAAGCCUCUCAUGACCAACCAUCGAAGGCAGCAGCAGCUGCAGCAGGAAGCCAUUGAUCGUCCAGACCCUUUGGCCAUAUCAGAAGAAGGAAUAGUAGACCAGCUUGCCUCGUUACA